CGAAAAGUCAGAAAUAAAUACUGUAUGAAUAAAACUACGGUACCCAAAAUAAAGCUACUUUUAAAAAUUUUCCGCUGUUGCAUUGUGUAAAGUGGAAUCUUCUGCCUGAAGCGGAGCAGCUUGAAAAUUUCUUGUUGAAUGCAUACAUACCUAAUCAACCAGCCAUGCGAUUUUACAUUGGAUUUAUAUUUUGCUUAAUGGCAGUAUUAACAUAUGCUCAGGAUUCUCAGACCAAGACGUAUUUUCUCCAACACCCCUUUGAGGAGCAUGGCAAAGGAAUUCUCGUGGUAGCCACAUGGUCUGUACCGAAACUAAUACAUUGCGAAAUGCACUCAGAUAAGGAGAAUAUUCUACCUAUUCUGAACCAAGCGGAGGAAAUAAUUGAACCAACCGUACAAGAACUGGUAGAUGUCAUAAAUGACUGCAGACAAUUUCUAGACCGCAACUUAAGUGAGGAAACAAGUCGCAUCUUACUUACGGGAAUUGAACAUUUUAGUGAAAGCAGCAGAAAAAUUCCUGUUUCAAAUGACGCAAAAAUGAGGAUUUCUGAAGACACCUUAGCGAAAUGGAAAUCCGAACCGCACAAUUCCGGUAUAAUUUUCCCAGGUUUCUAAGCUCAUAAUGUGAAGAAUACAAAAGAGAUAUGACAACUCCAAUGGUUUUACAAUGGGCAGAAGCUAAACGGUUCAAGAAAAUACUGUUCUUUGGAUAAGAUUCUUCUUCCAGUUCUAAUCAUCUCGAAUUUUUCACUCCUGGAUUUUCCACGGGAUCAUCUGAAAAAUAUGUACAAAUAUUAUUUGAUAUUAAAGUGUUAUUAAAUUUCAUUAUUUAA
This is a messenger RNA of Stegodyphus dumicola, 832 nucleotides long. RefSeq lists its product as uncharacterized. The record is from RefSeq and is a predicted model, not a curated record. NCBI's taxonomy places the organism in Eukaryota, Metazoa, Arthropoda, Arachnida, Araneae, Eresidae.